AUGGCCGAUUUAGUAAAACAACUCUUAGCAAAACCGAUCCAACUAGCUGACCAAGUAAGCAAAGCAGCCGAAGAAGGUAGCUCAUCCUUCAAACAAGAAUGCUUAGAACUCAAAUCCAAAACCGAAAAACUCGCUUCACUUCUCCGGCAAGCCGCGAGAUCAAGCUCCGAUUUAUACGAACGACCGACCCGUCGCAUCAUCGGCGACACCGAACAAGUCCUCGAAAAAGCACUCGCGUUAGUCCUCAAAUGCAAAGUCAACGGUCUCAUGAAGCGUGUUUUCAGCAUAGUACCCUCCGCCGCUUUCCGCAAAAUGUCUUCUCAUCUCGAAAAUUCAAUCGGCGAUGUCUCCUGGCUCCUCCGUGUCUCCGCUCCGACUGAGGAAGGUGGAUACGAGUGUCUAGGUCUUCCGCCUAUCGCUUCUAAUGAACCGAUUCUAGGUCUAAUUUGGGAACAGAUUGCGAUUCUUCAUAAUGGUUCUGUUGAUGAUCGAUCUGAUGCUGCUGCUUCUUUGGUUUCGCUUGUUCGCGAUAACGAUAGGAACGGGAAAUUGAUAAUUGAAGAAGGUGGUGUUGGUCCUUUGUUGAAACUUAUUAAAGAAGGUAAAAAGGAAGGGCAAGAAAAUGCUGCUAAAGCUAUUGGGCUUUUGGGCCGAGACGCGGAAAGCGUUGAUGUUAUGAUUCAUGCUGGUGUUUGUUCGGUUUUUGCGAAGAUUCUUAAAGAAGGUCCUAUGAAAGUUCAAGCUGUUGUAGCUUGGGCUGUUUCUGAACUUGUUUCAAAGAAUCCUAAAUGUCAAGAUGUUUUUGCACAGCAUAAUAUUGUUAGGUUACUUGUUAGUCAUAUUGCAUUUGAAACUGUUCAGGAGCAUAGUAAAUACGCUAUUGUUAGUAAUAAGCCGAAUUCGAUUCAUGCUGUUGUGUUGGCUAGUGGUAAUAGUAAUAGUAAUAGUAAUAAUGGUGAUAACUCUGGUUCUAAUGAUGUGAAAAAAGAGACUGAAGAUGAGGUGAAAAUUCGGAUGCAGCAUCCUUUAGGGGAUAGGUCUACAAAUCAGAUGCAUAAAGUGGUGGCAAGUACUAUGGCAAUGCAUGCGGCAAGUGCGAACAACAACAAGAAUCAACAAACCAGUGUAGGAAAUGAAGUGAAUUCGCAGGUGGCUAGUCAUUCAAAUGGGAGUGGGAAUGGUAAUACGAAGCAAAGCUAUUCUUAUUCUGGAAUUAGCAUGAAGGGAAGGGAACUUGAGGAUGCUGAGAGUAAGGCUGAGAUGAAAGCAAUGGCUGCAAAAGCUCUUAUGGUUCUAGCAAAGGAUAACUCGGGGAUUUGUCGUAGCAUAACAGAAUCAAGGGCUUUGUUAUGUUUUGCUAUUCUCCUUGAAAAAGGACCGGAAGAAGUGAAGUACCAUUCUGCCUUGGCAUUGAAAGAGAUUACUGCAGUGGCUGAGAAAGAUCCCGAGUUGAGAAGAAUGGCAUUUAAGCCGAAUUCUCCUGCCUGUAAAGCAGUUGUUGAUCAAGUGAUCGAUAUUAUCGACAAAGAAGAUAAGAGACUUCUGAUUCCUUGUAUUAAGGCAAUUGGAAGUUUGGCUAGGACAUUCAGGGCAACUGAGACAAGGAUAAUUGGGCCGUUGGUUCGACUUCUUGACGAAAGGGAGGCUGAAGUAUCCAAAGAAGCUGCAGACUCACUCACGAAAUUUGCCUGCAUUGACAACUACCUCCACCUUGAUCACUCUAAGGCAAUUAUAAGCUCCGGCGGUGCAAAACACUUGGUUCAGCUUGUGUAUCUCGGGGAGCAGCCGGUUCAAUAUUCAGCCUUGGUUCUGCUAUCCUAUAUCGCAUUGCACGUGCCAGACAGCGAAGAACUUGCUCGGGUUGAGGUUCUUGGAGUUCUUGAAUGGGCAUCCAAGCAACUUAACGUGACUCAAGAUGAAACUGUUGCGAUGUUGUUGCAAGAGUCCAAGAGUAGGCUUGAGCUUUACCAGUCCAGAGGUUCAAGAGGGUUCCAAAAUUUACAUCAAUAG
Lathyrus sativus (Indian pea) is the source of this 2010-nucleotide messenger RNA. NCBI's taxonomy places the organism in Eukaryota, Viridiplantae, Streptophyta, Magnoliopsida, Fabales, Fabaceae. The record is from the annotation of a GenBank genome assembly.